Messenger RNA from Pediculus humanus corporis (human body louse), 1350 nucleotides. Its product is annotated as arrestin domain-containing protein, putative. The transcript has 7 exons. Gene Ontology annotation, cellular component: cytoplasm. Gene Ontology annotation, biological process: protein transport. NCBI's taxonomy places the organism in Eukaryota, Metazoa, Arthropoda, Insecta, Psocodea, Pediculidae. The coding region runs from base 1 to 1350 and encodes 449 amino acids. The record is from RefSeq and is a predicted model, not a curated record.
AUGAUAAAAUUCCUGAAUGGAGUCUCAGCUGAGACAACUCCCACUAAUUACAUUUUAAUAGUAAGAAUACCUGUCAGUAGAGCAGAUUUUUCACUCAUUCAAAAAUUUGUUACCGUAAUUUUAAUAAUGGAAACGAAAGAAUUCGAUAUUACGUUUGAUAAUCCCUGGGCGACAUAUUACGUCGGUGGUACUGUUGCAGGACAAUUGAUGCUGAAUCUCGAUGCACCUAAAAAAAUUAAAGACAUCUCAAUAAAAAUAAAGGGUGAAGCUGAAGUGAAAUGGUCUGAACUUGAAACAGUAAAAGAUAGUACAGGAAAUGACGAAACGAGAGAAGUCGAAUAUACAUCCAGUGAAAAAUAUUUUGAAAAUUCAUUUGUAGUGCUCUCUGGAGGAGAUGAAAUAAUACUCCCUGCUGGCUCUCAUGCAUACAACUUUUCUGCUCAAUUACCAGAAUCACUGCCUUCUUCAUUUGAAAGUCAAUUCGGUUAUGUUCGUUAUACAGUUAAAGCAAUUAUAGGAAUUCCUUGGAAAUUUGAUCAAGAGUGUAAAUCUGCAUUUACUGUUAUAUCACCAUUAGAUUUAAACAAAGUUCCAGAAAAAAAAUUCGUCGGAUUUUUAUGCUGUAGAUCAGGACCAAUAUCAGCUACUUUGCAAGUGCCUGUAUCGGGUUUCGUCAGCGGCCAAACGAUUCCAGUUUCGUUGGAAAUUGAAAACAUGUCUGAAAAAAAUACAGAACCUGGAUUUUGUACUUUAUUGAAGAUUGUUUCAUAUAAAUCCGAUUAUCCCUCGGUCUACACGAAAUACGAUAAAACGAACAUAACAGAAAUUAAAUUGGGAGUUGUCGGAGCUCAUUCGUCAAACAAAUGGACGGAAAAUUUAAUUGUUCCUGCAUUACCUCCAUCUAAUUUAAAAAAUUGUAAAAUUAUGGACGUCAAAUACGAAAUAAAGGUAGACGUGAGCAUCCCUGGUCUUUUUUACAGGGGGUUACAUUUUAAAGCGCCUAUAAUUUUCGGUACGGUUCCAUUAGCAGCUCCACCCUCAGCUCCUCCAGCCGGUAUCGUCGACGGUAUAAUUCCGGUAAAAGAUGGAAAGACUGAGCCAUCGUCAAAUGGAACCGGAAUCGGAUGGAAUUUCGGACAAGACAACAAAAACGGAUUGUAUCCCUCGAUACCAUCUCCUACUUUCGAAGAAGCAUUGAUCACAUCCGACACAAACAUAAACAUACGAGAUAAAGAUGACAGCGAACACACCGUUAUAACGGGUGGUUUCUUGCCACGUUACCCGACCUACAAUUUAACAAUACAAACAACAAAUCAUAGCAAUAAUGACAAUAAUGACACAUUAUUUUAA